UUUCUAUGCUUCCACUGCAUACACUGUCGUCGCCGUUUCUCCUCCGGACAGCAGACAACGCCACUGCCUCUACCGCCGGCGACAGCUUGAGCUCCGUCGACAAUGAUUCAAUGAAACGUCCUAGUCAACCACAGCGUGGGUUCUUUUUCUCCGGAUAUGAUUUUUACAUCAGCACUGAUGAUAUGGAAAGCAUUAAUGUAUAUAAUUGGCAGUGAAUCUCCAUUGCUACUUGUGCUUUCUGGAAGCAUGAAACCUGGGUUCUAAAGGGUGAGAAUUUAUCAAGUUGUUAGUCUCAGUUGGUUGUUUCUCUCUCAAAUAUUUAUGUGGACUGGGUUCAUUGCCAUUAGAGUUUAUUGUCUCCAAUGUUUACCUGCCAACUGAAUCCCAAAGCACUCCAGAGAAUAGCCAGACAACCGUUGCAGUUGGUGAAGACUUUGUGCUCUUUUCAGAAUGAGCACCACUUGUUUGAUAGAAGUCCUAGACCAGCUCUUAAGUCUAUACACCAUUCCAUGCUUAAUUUUAUUCACCAGAGCCAAUUUGAAGCUCUUAAAGUUUUCAAGAAACAGUUUCAAAUGGGUGUCUCAGAGAUUGAUGAGGUUGCCAUUGCGUUAGCUCUCAAGGCUUGCAAAGGUGACUUGACAUUUGGGUCUCAAUUACAUAGUCUUACUAUAAGAAGUGGAUUCUUUUCUUAUAUUACCGUCCCGAAUUCAUUGAUGAAUAUGUAUUGCAAAUCUGGACAGUUCAGUCAUGCCAUGCUUAUUUUUGAGGACAUGGAGAAUCCUGAUACUGUUUCAUAUAAUACGGUGCUUUCUGGGUGUGAAAAUGGAGGAGAUGCAUUAUGUUUUGCACAUAGAAUGCAUGCACUUGGGGUUACUUUCGAUGCAGUGAGUUAUACAACAGCUCUCUCUCAUUGUACAGCUCAAGAAAUGUUCAUAUUUGGAAGUCAGUUGCAUUCUUGUGUAAUGAAGUCAGGAUUGGAAUUUGAGGUUUUUAUUGGGAAUGCACUUGUGACUAUGUAUUUGAAGUGGGGGAAAAUUGUAGAAGCUGAAAGAGUAUUUUGUGAAAUGCCAAGUAAAGACUUGGUUUCAUGGAAUGCCCUCCUCUCAGGUUAUGCACAGGAAGGGAGUUAUGCAUUGGAAGCUAUUUUGGGGUUCAUUGAAAUGGUUAGAGAAGGCAUGAAACCAGAUCAUGUGUCAUUAACUAGUGCAGUUUCAGCUUGUGGGCAGCAAAGAGAUUUGGAAUUUGGGAAGCAGAUACAUGGUUUGGCUAUCAAGAGGGCCUACGGAACUCAUAUUUCGGUUUGCAAUGUUUUGAUGGCAUUGUAUUCCAAGAGUGGGGAUAUAAAUGAUGCAAAGAUGAUUUUUCAAAGGAUGACUGAACGAAAUGUUGUAUCUUGGACAACAAUGCUUUCCAUGAGUGAAGAGGAUGCUAUGGCAAUGUUUAAUGAGAUGCGAAGAAAUGGGGUGUAUCCUAAUGAUGUCACAUUUGUUGGACUAAUUCACGCCCUAACAAUGAACAAUAUGAUAUCAGAAGGUUGUAUGGUUCACGGAUUUUGUAUGAAGUCAAACUUUUUCUCUGAAUUAAAUGUUGUCAAUUGCUUUAUAACCAUGUAUGGUAAGUUUGGGUUUAUGGAAGACUCAAGGAAGGUCUUUGAAGAGCUUGACCAUAAAGACAUCAUCACUUGGAAUGCUUUAAUUUCAGGGUAUGCUCAAAAUGGGAUGUAUCAAGAUGCUCUACAGAUAUUUUCAUCCGCUAUGAUGGAGUCACGACCAAAUGAAUAUACAUUUGGGAGUGUCUUGAGUGCAAUUGCUUCGUCUGAAUCCAUUUCUUUGAAGCAUGGACUGCGAUGUCAUUCUUGCUUGAUAAAGCUCGGCCUGAACACUAAUCCAGUUACUUUCGGUGCCCUUCUUGACAUGUACGCAAAGCGUGGGAGUAUCUUUGAAUCCCAAAGAGUUUUUCAUGAGAUAGCUGAGAAAGGCCAAGUUUCAUGGACAGCCAUGAUUUCGGCCCACUCAAGACAUGGAGAUUAUGAAUCUGUGAUCUCUCUGUUUGAAGAGAUGAAGCAGAAAGGCGUGAAGCCAGAUUCCAUAACGUUUCUCUCUGUUUUGACAGCAUGUGGUCAUAAAGGAAUAGUUGAUGUAGGGAUUGAGAUUUUUAACUCAAUGACUAGAGAUUUCUCAAUCAAACCAUCUGCAGAGCAUUACUCUUGUGUGGUUGAUAUGUUUGGCCGUGCAGGGCGGCUAAACGAGGCUGAACAAUUCAUGUCCCGAAUUCCAGGAGGACCAGGAAUCUCUGUACUUCAAAGCCUUCUUGGUUCUUGCAGGACUCAUGGCAAUGUAGAGAUGGCUAAGAGGGUAGGCGAAGCCCUGAUCGCUUUGGAACCCGAGCAUUCAGGUUCUUACGUGUUGAUGUCGAAUUUGUAUGCUGAGAAGGGGCAGUGGGAGAAGGUAGCAAACAUCAGAAAAGGGAUGAGAUCUAGAGGAGUGAAGAAAGAGGUAGCAUUUAGUUGGGUUGAUGUAGGAAGCAUUGAUGAUUCUCUGAAUCUGCAUGGGUUUUCAUCAGAUGACAAGUCUCAUCCAUUGUCUGAGGAAAUUUAUAGGAUGGUGGAGUGGCUUGGAUCAGAGAUGAAACAUUUAGAGGAAGAUGAGGAUGAUAGAUACAACAGGUUUGUAGCAUGUGGUCAUAUUUGACUCAAAAGACAGAGUAGUUCCAUUUUUGAGAUUAUAAUUGUAGUUGUACUAAAAAUAUUCAGAAUAGUCAUCUGAUAUUUUGAUGUUUACUUUAAAAAAAAAAAAAAAUUAUUUGAGGCCCAUUCAUGUGUAAUAGCUUGCAAACUACACAAGAGAGAUAAACUGUACUAGAAAGAUCUUGUGCGACUUGUUCAAUAGAGGUGUUGGUAAUAGUCAGACACUUAGACUUAUAACUUUUA
Messenger RNA from Ipomoea triloba (trilobed morning glory), 2929 nucleotides. Its product is annotated as pentatricopeptide repeat-containing protein At4g32430, mitochondrial. The coding region runs from base 363 to 2690 and encodes 775 amino acids. Gene Ontology annotation, molecular function: RNA binding; protein binding. Gene Ontology annotation, biological process: RNA modification. The record is from RefSeq and is a predicted model, not a curated record. The transcript has 2 exons. NCBI's taxonomy places the organism in Eukaryota, Viridiplantae, Streptophyta, Magnoliopsida, Solanales, Convolvulaceae.